Messenger RNA from Colletotrichum paranaense, 381 nucleotides. RefSeq lists its product as uncharacterized. The record is from RefSeq and is a predicted model, not a curated record. The transcript is spliced from 2 exons. The coding region runs from base 1 to 381 and encodes 126 amino acids. Lineage: Eukaryota; Fungi; Ascomycota; Sordariomycetes; Glomerellales; Glomerellaceae.
AUGGGUAAGCACAAUUCCUCUCUCCUCGCUUGGAUCUGGAUCUUGGAUGCGAAUGCUUGCUGCGAAUUUUUCGAACCCCGACCGCGACGAACAAACUUUUUCAAACACGCCUGCUUCAUGGACUCACCAACACCGACUGCCAUCAGCUCGCAUAUCAAGCGAGACUACAGCACACUACCAAACGACGAAUGGGUCGGGGCUUGGCUUGGGAGGAACAGGAAAGAGGGGAAUGAGCGCAAGACCUGGCAUGACCUCACGACGCAACGCGAUUCUGCCCUCCCGUCCGAACCCGACCGACCAGAAAAUUCGCAGCAGCUCGAAAUGACACAGCUAUUCGCAUCCUUGAAUCCAGAGAUUGUGUGGCCCAAGGACGACGCAUAA